GCAGAGAGAGAAAGCACUACAAUUGUAACUCUCACUUUCCAGGGACAUGGGGCCAGAUUAGGUACAACAACGCUGUACUUCAUCGAGAUUCUAUCAAUCAAACGCCACUUACAGGACACAGGCGAGAAGCAAAGCGGUUCAAUGCACACUAUGUCGAUUCUUCUCCAGUUAAUGAGGAUAGGUCAUCACAAUAUGAUGAAAACAAGAAAACUGCAGGGGAACAAACUGCACUGCACAUCACACGCAGCAAACAAGGGCAUGUAGGCUAAACAAUGUUGGACAUUUGUUAUAUAUAUAUAUAUAUAUAUGGUGUUUUUUUUUUUUUUUUUACUUUUGAAGACACAACGCAACGCAACUUUUGGAGGCAAAGAGACUGUAUAGUUUAGAAGAUUGCCGCGUUUACAGAUAAGAGUUUUACUGUAAGGCGAAAACUGUCUUUGUGGUCAAGAUUGGAUAAUAAAAAAAACGCCCAAAAAGAGUUCUGCCCACUUAAACUCAAAAGGGCGGUUUUAAUUGAUAUGUUUUCGAAAUAAUAUAAUAGCCAGACACAAGCCAAAAGAGCUAGACCCAAGCAUUUAUUUCGGUUCUUGCUUAAGUCUUUGAUUCUUAAGAUGUGCGUUAAAGCAGUUAAUGCUCUUCUUUCCUUACUUUUGCUAGCGCUGUGUUUGCAGUGCGCCUCAGGGUUUUCCGUGGCGGGGCAGGUGAACACCUGUGAGGCCAAUGGCAGUGUCUAUUAUGUUGGCGAGUGGUACUUUCUGGACUCUGAUCACUGUACCCAGUGUGAGUGCACUGUCGAAGGAGCGACCUGCGCUAGAACCGAAUGCACCUCUCUGCCCCCAGCUUGUAUCCAUGUCAGCCACUACCCAACCGACUGCUGCCCGAGAUGCGAGAAAAUAGGCUGCGAGUACAGGGGAGAGGUCUUUGAGCUUGGAGAACAGAUCCAGCCCUCGGAGUGCGAGCAGUGCACCUGUGACAUGGACGGCAUCGCCCGCUGCCUGGUGGCAGAUUGCGCCCCUCCUCCCUGUGUCAACCCUGUCUACGAGAAAGGGAAGUGCUGUCCAGAGUGCAAAGAAGGCCCAAAUUGUUACGCAGACUCUUCCCAGACACAAGUGAUCCCAGGAGGGGAGCCGGUGUGGAUCGAUUCCUGUACCAAGUGCCGGUGCCAUGACGGGCAGGAUGCGGGCUACUGGGAAGGCAACCGUGUGGCCCAGUGUGUGCGAGUGCAGACCUGUACGCCGGAUGAUGGGGAUAGCCACAACUGACUGGGUUACUUAAUUACACACAAACUUUAGUGCUAACUGGACUAUGUAGGAAAAACAAUCACAAUGUAUCACUGUGUAUCACUAAAGAAA
Messenger RNA from Acipenser ruthenus (sterlet), 1352 nucleotides. RefSeq lists its product as uncharacterized. The transcript has 3 exons. The record is from RefSeq and is a predicted model, not a curated record. Gene Ontology annotation, biological process: negative regulation of BMP signaling pathway. Bases 612 to 1262 code for a protein of 216 amino acids. Gene Ontology annotation, cellular component: AMPA glutamate receptor complex. Gene Ontology annotation, molecular function: protein binding. NCBI's taxonomy places the organism in Eukaryota, Metazoa, Chordata, Actinopteri, Acipenseriformes, Acipenseridae.